AUACUAUAAUAUUCAGAGUAUUUAAUUUUCAAACAUAAUGAAAUUCACAGAGCACUUAAGUGCUCAUAUCACACCAGAAUGGAGAAAACAAUAUAUAAAUUACGAGGAAAUGAAAGCAUUGCUCUAUGCAGCAGUAGAACAAGCACCAGCAGCAGAUAUAACAGAAUCCCACAUAUUGGAACGCUAUUUUAACAAGUUUGAUGAACAGUUUUUUCAUUAUUGUGAUAAAGAAUUGGCAAAGAUAAAUACAUUUUAUUCAGAAAAAUUGGCAGAAGCUACUCGCAGAUUUGCAUCUCUUAACAAUGAAUUGAGCGAAAUUUUAUCAGUCUCUGAAGACAAGCAAGGAAACCGUAAAAUUCGUUAUAGGAACAACAUUUUGCAAAAGAAACCAGUUUCAGCACGUAAACUUCAAGAACUAAAGUUGGCUUUCUCUGAAUUCUAUCUUUUUCUUAUUUUACUUCAAAAUUAUCAAAAUCUAAAUUUUACUGGAUUUAGAAAAAUAUUGAAAAAACAUGAUAAACUUUUAAAUAUAGAUAUUGGUGCAAAAUGGAGAGCAGAACAUGUAGAUACAGCAUUAUUUCAUACACACAAAGAUAUCGACAGGCUUAUCGCAGAAACAGAAGCAUUGGUUACCCGCGAUUUAGAACAUGGGGACAGACAACGUGCUAUGAAACGUUUGAGAGUACCCCCGCUUGGAGAACAAUUGUCCCCAUGGAUUACAUUUAAAGUUGGACUGUUUUCAGGAGCCUUUGUUGUACUGCUUAUAGCUGUAAUUCUUUCAGGUGCACAGUACAAAAAUGAUAAUAAUAAUUGGCGAGUUUUAUGUAGAUUGUAUCGCGGACCAUUGCUUAUGAUUCAGUUUCUUUUUCUUAUGGGUAUAAAUGUCUACGGUUGGAGAUCUUCUGGUGUAAAUCAUGUCUUAAUAUUUGAACUUGAUCCUCGAAAUCAUUUAUCAGAACAGCAUAUCAUUGAAAUGGCAAGCAUAUGUGGAUUGGUUUGGUCUUUAUCUGUUUUGGGAUUUUUAUAUAGUGAAACAUUAGGUAUACCACCGUUUGUUCAACCUAUUUUACUUUAUACACUAUUAGCCGUAUUUUUAUUUAAUCCAACAAAAACAUUACGAUACGAGGCUAGAUUUUGGGCGCUUCGUGUACUAGGCAGGAUAUUUUGCGCUCCGUUUUUCUAUGUUGGAUUUGCCGAUUUUUGGCUUGCCGAUCAACUUAAUUCCUUACAUACAGUAUUUUUAGAUUUUCAAUAUUUUGUUUGUUUUUACGUACAAAAUUCAUCGUGGACCGAUGUUACUGAUGCAGAAACUUGUAUAAUGCGAGAAUUGUCCAUGAGACCUUUCGUAGUUUGUUUACCAGCGUGGUUUCGAUUUGCACAAUGUCUACGUCGAUACAGAGAUACAAAAGAGACCUUUCCACAUCUUGCAAAUGCAGCAAAAUACGCUACCAGCUUUUUCGUUGUAGUUUUCUCAUAUUUACACUUAACUAAUUCUAAAUACUAUGUAAUGUCCACUGAAAAUCCAUAUUUCUACUUAUGGAUAACUGCAAGUAUAAUGAGUUCUUGUUUCGCGUAUACUUGGGACGUGAAAUUGGAUUGGGGAUUGUUUGAUAAUAACGCAGGAGAAAAUAAAUUUCUCCGAGAGGAGAUAGUUUAUUCUUCCCCGUAUUAUUAUUACUUCGCGAUAAUCGAAGACUUUGUGCUCCGAUUCGGCUGGGCAUUUUCUUUGUCCCUCACGGAGAUGGGAUAUGUUCAUGCAGACUUAAUGGUUUCUAUAGUCGCACCAUUAGAAGUGUUCAGGAGAUUCAUAUGGAAUUUUUUCCGUUUGGAAAACGAACAUCUAAACAAUUGCGGCAAAUUUAGAGCAGUCCGAGACAUAUCUGUUGCACCGGUUGAUUGCUCCGAUCAAACGCAAAUAUUAAGGAUGAUGGAUGCAUCGGAUGGGGUGAUUAAUCGAAAGAGGAAGCAAAAGGUCACGGAUAAAAGUAAACCGUUACGUGCGUCUUCCAAAUCCGAAUCUUUGAUUUGUGAUUUAGUUUCUUAAACGGAAUGUUAAUCUAUGUGUUAUGGAUAAAUGUAAAGAAACUGAUGCUAGUCGUUAAAGUACAAAGAUAUACCAGAGUGAUUCUUUAAACUAUGUUAAAUAUGAGAAAUUAACACUGUUUUAAUUUAUAAUAUUCUAUCAUGUUGUAAGAUUAUCAACAGUUACGCCCUUAUACGCGCAUACGUACUCUUCGGCAUGGUUUGAAUUUAAAUUUUCCGCGCUGCGCGCCACAUCGCGGCGAGAAUCGAUAUUUUCGAGAUGUUCGUCGAUACAGUUACGCACAGUAAAUUUGAAUUUAAAAGAGCUGCGGUCAAAACUUCAUACAUACAAAUACAAAUUUCUUUUUUAAUUAUAUCGACAAAUU
This is a messenger RNA of Osmia lignaria (orchard mason bee), 2408 nucleotides long. Its product is annotated as solute carrier family 53 member 1. Gene Ontology annotation, cellular component: plasma membrane; cytoplasm; Golgi apparatus. Gene Ontology annotation, biological process: cellular response to phosphate starvation; phosphate ion transport. The record is from RefSeq and is a predicted model, not a curated record. Gene Ontology annotation, molecular function: phosphate transmembrane transporter activity; inositol hexakisphosphate binding. Lineage: Eukaryota; Metazoa; Arthropoda; Insecta; Hymenoptera; Megachilidae.